GGCACGCUGUUGUUGUAAGGCCGGUUGUGAAGGGAUAGCUUCUGGGAGUGGAGAUGGCCGUGGUAGCGGGGCUGGUCUCAGUCUGGCUGUAGUCUCCCCUCCUCAGCCUGCGCUUAUGGCGCUUAGUUUCAGGAGAGGCCGGACGGGCCCCUUUAAACAUAUAGCUCAUGGCCUGGUCCCUGCUGCUACCAUAGCUCCUAAACCUGCAGUUCCCCGCACCCCUCCCCCUCGUAGUCCAAACCCUUCUCCAGAAAGGCCCAGAUCUGCCCUAGCAGCAGCUAUUCUAGUGACAACUUUAACUGGGCGUACCAUUGCUAUUCCCCAGCCUCGUCAACGAUCACUUUCUGAAAGUGAUACCAGCUGUUUGGAACAAGAGUGUUUUAUUGAGCCGUAUGCCAUAGUCACUGAGCUCAAACUGGGGCCGAAUUGGAAGCAUGAUGAUAGUGAAAGAUCUCCUGUGCAGUCGCUGGAAGUGUCAGGCAAUCCUUGUAAAGAUGAGGACAUGGACACAUAUCUUUCAGAGACAGAAAAAGAGCCAGAGCACAACUAUCAGGGUACAGAGAAAAGAGAGGAAAGCUUCAGCAAUGAUGCUAUUUAUGCUGUUCCCUAUAAAAAUAAAAAGGUAAAGCUUCCAGUAUCUUCUAGUGUUGAUCUUGAUGAGAAUGAAAUUUCAUCCCAUGAAGCUGCAUUUCCGAUUUUAGUAGACCAGUCAGAUAUACAAGUGGAAGAAGAUGAACCGCCUGUUUUGAAUUUAAAGGAGCAAAAACUGGCAGUUGAAAAUCCACUAAGCGAAAAGCCUCCACCAUCCCCAGAUGUAUUUGUUCGGGCAAGACAAGGACGGAUGGAGACAACUAAAGAGAAGUUCCAAGAACUAAAACAAGAAAAUUGGUCUCUAAUCAAUGCAAAUCAGACUAUGGCCCUACAACUUGAGGAACUAAAACAACAAAUAAAGGAACUACAAUUAAAACUUAAGACACUGGAAAAAGAAAAUAAAAAAUGUAGAAAAGCUGCAGAGAGUUCACAUAAGGAAGAGGAAGUUGCAGAAUUGCUUUCACUGAGACAACAAGCUCAGGAACUGGUAGAUGAAAAUGAUGGUUUGAAAAUGACUGUCCAUCGUCUGAAUGUGGAAUUGAGUCGCUAUCAAACCAAAUUCAGGCCGUUGUCCCAAGAUGAGAAUAUAAAAAUUGGAGGUCUGCCAACGAAAGGGCCACCCCCUCCCUGGCUGCUGGAUAUGAAAUAUUUGUCACCUCUCCUACUGGCGUAUGAAGACAGAAUGCGAGAAAAGGAAGAUUUAAAUCUUGCACAUGAGGAGGACAUGAAGAAGUUUAGGAUACGAGUUGAAGAAUUGGUGAAGGAGAAUGAACAACUGCACCAGCAAUUAAAUAAAAAUAGUUCUGUUACCCUGAAGGAAUGGCAGCAGCUGCAAACUCAGGCAAAGCUGGUUUUGGAAGAAAAUGGUGUGUUGAUGGAGCAACUUGAAAUUCAGCAGGCUAAAGCAAAGGAGAGUUACAACCAACAUCUUCAGGAAGUUUCAAAAUUGACCAAACAGCUAAUGGUUUUGGAAGCUAAGAAACAGAGCCAGGAAGAGGAGAUAUCAGAGAACCAGAAGCAGCUGAAGUCUUUAUGCUACACGUGUGAAGAACUGAAAGCCAAUCUGAAUGGCAGAGUAACAGCAGAGGAGCAUGUUGCUUUGGUAAAUGCAUUAAGAAGUCAGUUGCAACAGGAACAGGAAAAGCAAAGUGCUGAGCUGGGAGAUCUAAUGGAAAGGCUAGCAUCAUUGCAAGCACAGAAAAAGAGCCUGCUCUUAGAGAAAAAUGACCUAGUUGCUGAAAACAAGAUCCUGGAAGCUGAGCUGAAAAUGGCACAAAAGACAAAUAGGAAAUCACAGAAGAAAAUAGGUCUUCUGAAACAGCAGUUGGGAGAAGCAAUGGAAAAGGAAGUGGCAGCUCAUCAGUACUUAGCAAAUCUUAUUAGCUUGGCAGAGAAUAUAAGUCAGGAACGUGACCAUCUUAUACAUUUGGCCAAAUGCUUGGAAAGUGAGAAGCAUGGAGUUCUGAACAAAAUAAUAGAAGGGAAUGUACGCUUAGGAAGAUUAGAAGAGAAGGUUCGGGUAUACAAAAAGAAAGCUGCUGGGAAGCUUGGAGACAUCAAUCUCAAAAUGACCGAGCAAGAGAAGGAAUUUGCUGGGAAGGCUUCUCAGUACCAGCGUGAAAUGAAGCACCUCCAGCGGCUGCUGCAAGACAAGCAAGAAACCCUUGAUGAAGUGCUGCAGCAGAAAAGAGAAGUGGAAGGUGAACUUGAAAUAGUUUGGGAAUCUACCUCCAAAGAGAACCGGAGAAUGAAAGAAUUCUUGCAUAAAUCUCUGGAGAAAAAUAACAUGUGGAGCACUGUCAGAGUUUAUGAAUCAUAUUUAGAUGAAAUCUCUCAGAAGGACUUUAUUUCUGGAUAUGAUUUUAGCUACUGUGAUGUGAAACCAUCAUCACCCACAAAAAAUCAAAGUAAACAGGAACCUCUGUGUUAAGGACAAAGGUGCCUCUACGUCUUGCACAGGAAAGGAUGAUCCCAAAGAAACAAAACAAGAAGAGCUCUACAUCUGAAUUAGACUCUCCUCAACCACAAAAUAUGUUCCAACAAAAAAUCAUUUAUGCUCUUUGAUACUGAUAUAUACGUUAACUUGAAUUGAUAACAACAGCAUAGUCUCACUCCGGUAGCGUUAUAUUUUUAGUAUAGAUUUUAAUAAUAUUGUUGAUGUCAUUUGAUAAAAGGCCAUUGCUAAUCCAGUAGAAAUGUAGUAUAGCACUAGUCAUGACUCUAAAGCCGGCAGUACUUAUCAAAUUAAAGGGAUAAAUAAUUGGAGAGCUUGGCAUUCUAAUUGCCAGACUCACAGAGCACAUAAAUCCUAGGGUUACUAUUUCCUGUUCACUUGUUUUGUAGCAGAGACUCUCCUAUACGGUAAAUAAUGCUUAUGUUUUUAUAUGGUUUAAUUGAAAUGCUAGUAGUUUCAUCUAUAAACAAUCCCAUACAGUUGUUUAAUUAUCCAAAAUGUGGAGAUUUAAUCAAACAAAAUACACAGAAAACAUCUGCAAUGUCUAAUCUUUAUUUCACUGUUUGUAAAGCACUUUAAUAUCCUUAGAUGCAAAGUGUUACUAUUAGGAUCGAUUGUCUUACAAGAUCUCUGCCUACUACCUGGAGAAAGAGAGAGGAAGUGCCAACUGCGUAGGGAAUUUGGGGACAAGGCAGGGGCAAAUUAGUGGCACCACAUCCCCUGCUACCUCAGACAUCCAAAUGGGAGUUAGUACUGCUUGAAUCCUUGACUGCUUAUAAAUAGCUAUAGAGGGACCCAGCCAACAGCAGCACGUUUCCUGAUGGAGUUGUGCUGCCAAGGGGAUGGAAAGUCAGAAGAGGCAUGGAGUCAUCCCCAGGAUCAGGCGGCUUUGCCCUCUGCAAAUUCAACAGCAUCUGAAACCACUUCCCCUUUAGGGGAAAAUUUGCAGGGAACCCCUCAAUUUUUUCCGCUCUAGCUAGACCCCUUCACAGAGUUCUUUGCAGCAGGGGGAAGUCUAUCCCAUUAGUAUGAUACAUUUAUUCUCAUAUUUCACAGCAAUUGCACAUUGUAGAAACCAAAGCUCAAAGUUGAUAUAAAAGUGAAGGGUUUUAUUUCACAAUUUAUUCAAGUAUGUUGGAUCUUUCUGCAAUUUUUUAGCUUGGUGCCUAAUUUUAUUACCCUAGCUAAAGAACUGACAACUGUUUGUGAAUUGAAAACAAAAAGGUGAAAACAAUACUUCUUAAAUGUGUAAAUCUACAACAUAUACAAUCUCUUAUUGCUUGUUGACAGGACCUAAGCAGCAAAAAUAAAAUUAGGGAAACAAAGGUCCCUUAAAAUGAACAUAAAAAAA
Trachemys scripta elegans is the source of this 3896-nucleotide messenger RNA. RefSeq names its product centrosomal protein 89 (gene CEP89). The record is from RefSeq and is a predicted model, not a curated record. Gene Ontology annotation, biological process: chemical synaptic transmission; cilium assembly; mitochondrion organization. The coding region runs from base 116 to 2521 and encodes 801 amino acids. Lineage: Eukaryota; Metazoa; Chordata; Testudines; Emydidae. The transcript is spliced from 19 exons. Gene Ontology annotation, cellular component: ciliary transition fiber; centriole.